This is a messenger RNA of Striga asiatica, 762 nucleotides long. NCBI's taxonomy places the organism in Eukaryota, Viridiplantae, Streptophyta, Magnoliopsida, Lamiales, Orobanchaceae. The record is from the annotation of a GenBank genome assembly.
AUGGAAAGGCAUUUUCAAUCAUUAUAUACAAUUCCGAAGUUCAGAGAAGUUCAAACUGAAUUUAUGGGAAAAGUUUAUUGUGAUCUAAUAUCUGCAGUAGACGGGCAUAUGGGGACGAGGUAUGAGGUAUGUGAGGACGUAAUGUGUGGAGAUCGAAGGAAGAAAAAAAUAUUUGUUGCUUGGUUUAACAAGGAGAUAUAUGAAGUAUCGUGUAGUUGCCAUUUAUUCGAGUUUCGAGGAAUAUUAUGCAGACAUGCAAUCACAGUUAUGAUACGAAAUGACGUUGUUGUGGUGCCAGAUAGGUAUAUAUUGCGACGAUGGAGAAAAGAUAUUAACCGAGCACACACGAGGGUAGCCGUGAGCUAUGAUGGUUUGGGUGUUACUCUAGCCCAAAAAAGGUAUGAUGACAUGUGUCGGUCAUUCGCAGAAGUGGCCAACCUUGCAGCAGACGAUGAAGAGAAAUGUGUUAUCAUCCAAUCUUGGAUAGAAAAUCAUAAGCGAGAACUUAUUUUGACAAAGGAUAGUUAUGGUGACACUAACACUUCACUAUGUACUUCACGUCAAACAAAAGAAAAUGAGAAUAUAAAGGAUCCAAAAGCAUCAAAGAGAAAAGGUGCGCCAAGGAUAAAACGGAAAAAAGGUCCUCUGGAGGUCAGCUCAAUGAAAUCAAAGGUACGCUUAAGGAAAGUAACCAAAAAUGAUCCAACACCGAGACCUGAUAGCAUCACAACCGUUGCGCUUGAACUUUUUCCAACUGAAUCA